This is a messenger RNA of Ostertagia ostertagi, 822 nucleotides long. Lineage: Eukaryota; Metazoa; Nematoda; Chromadorea; Rhabditida; Trichostrongylidae. The record is from the annotation of a GenBank genome assembly.
AUGCUUUCAACUAUUGAUUCCAGCAGUUUGACGCCGAUCGAUACCGAGAAGACGCCGCAGAUGCAAAUCCGUACCAUUCUACGUCGAAAAGGAGUGAAUUCUGCUGUCAAACGCGGGAUAGAAAACGCAUCAGUCCGUUAUGACGCAUUGUUGUCCUUUGUUCGAACCCAGGAGAAUUGCGAAGAACUCCAGCAAGAAGUCGACCGCUUUUGGAAUGAACAACAAGGCGAGAAGCUUAUAGAAGACGCGCAAAUCCUUAUUACAACUCUGGAUGCGCAACUUCUUAUAGACGAGUCGCUGCAAAACAUCCUUUCAUUAAAGCACAGCGACGAAAUCGUUACUGCCACUGCCGCUUUGACCAUCUCAGAUACGGGACGUCCACAAGACAACCAACCGGCUCAAGAACAUCAGAAUCCGAACCAAGACGCACUGCCAUCUACGCCUAAACAAGACACUCCCUGUUCGGUGCUACAGCCGAUUCAACCACGUCGUCUGGAAUUGCCAACUUUCGACGGUGAUGGCAGCGCAGCACUCAUUGUUCAAGGCUACGAUCCAUCAACGCCAGAAAACUACCAACUUGCUGUACAAGCGCUUCGUAGGCGAUAUGAUCGCCCUCAAGUUUACCCACAACCUUUUCCAUCAGAGAAGUUCCCUCGUGAAACGCAGUUGGAAGUCUACAAACUGGAACACCGCUCAGGGAAAACGUGGACUUUACCAGAACUUCUAGACGGACUUAACGAAGUCAUUGAGGAAGUGGAAAAGCUAGAAGACUACAGUGUCACUCCUGUUAACCAUUCAGAACCGCGGGAGUACUCCAUCUGA